Molecule: messenger RNA, 2749 nt
Organism: Sclerotinia trifoliorum
Lineage: Eukaryota; Fungi; Ascomycota; Leotiomycetes; Helotiales; Sclerotiniaceae
Source: the annotation of a GenBank genome assembly
GAGUCAUUCCCCAGUAUUUCCCGUGCCCUGGGCCUAAUGAUCCAGAUCAAGCAUGCGAUUGAUUAUCUUAACCUUACAUAAGCACAUCUGCAUCAUCCUUACACCGAUACCAUCUCACCACCCAUCCAUCUCAGCCUUGCCUCAUUCUUCAACCAGCCUCUACUCUGUAGUUAUAUUAAGAAGCGCUUUCUCUCACCGCCUAUAGACUAUUUUAGACCCAAUACUUCAAAUAGAUCAAUAAAUGUGUAUUAAGCAUAUCAUAACCCUAUUUUCCCGUCCGAUGUUCAUCUCCUCGCCAUGUCAUAUGUCAGCCUCUUUUUCACCCAAAAAUGCGUGGCACGGUGCUUCCAUGUGCUACGAAUAUAGGUUUUGUACAUGGUAUGACUUUUUGUACCCAUGAAUGAAGAUGCAGGAACGAAGACAUGAAAUGUCAUUGGUGUGAUGGCUUGAUAUCCCGGUAUUUUGUGGUACAGUCUCGUGAGAUGAGGAAGUGAUUUUGUGGUAUAUCAUCGGCAUCUAUUUUCGUGUUUCCAAGAACUAGCUCUGUAGCCGUGAGUUAGUCUAUGAUAAAAAAAGAAAAGGAGAAAUAGAUAUUAGACUACACUCUUGCUAUUUGGUUCCAUCUCGUACUUCAUACACGAGUAUAAAUUGCCACUGAAUCGUACAUCAUUUUCAUAUCAUCACCAUCAUCUACGCAACUCAUCUUUCCCAAAUACAAAUCAUGUUCACUUCAACUUCAACCUCAACCCCAACCUCUCGAGAUCUUGCACAGCCAAAACUGGAAUAUCAACUCGUAAACAGCACGCCCCUCAACCCAAACGUGCUUAAAGAUCUCGCCGUGCGCGCCUUAAUUCGCAAACAAGCGAUGAAAAAAGUCACCGCCGCUCGGCGCCGAGAUGGGGGUUAUGGAAAACAUAAUUUGAGACAAUAUCCGGUUUUUGUGACGGAUGGAAAGAUGGAAUGUGAGGCGUCGGAGCUUAAGGUUAUUGGAAAUGGAUUGAAUGGGGGAGGAAACUUCGGGGUUGGAAGUGGGGAUACGAACGCGAAUGAAGUUAUGAAGGGAGAGAGGCUCGAAAGGGGGGAUAAAUAUACGGCAAAUACGCAUCGCCGUCUGGAACAUCAUUCUUUUAUUCCAAUAAUUGGAUUAGGAACUAGUAAGGAUUCGACUGUGAAUACGAGGAAUAAGUUCAGAGCUCCAAAUUCCAUAACUGAAGGAAAAAGUCAAGAAAAAAAACGAAGUAAUACUCUCAUAGGGCGUGAGAAACAACACUGGAAUAUAAAAACCCUUCCCUUCGAUCCAGUUAUCCCCUCUUCAAUUUUCUCACCUACAUCUUAUGAACUCAUGCUCUCGAAAUUCGGCUUCGAUAUCUUGGAACUCUCAACAUUGGCUACUUUGCACGUGGGGAGAGCGACGAGAAGAGCACUGUGUAAGAGUCCGGAAAGUAUUGUGCACCAAAUAAGGACGCAGAAACAGUGGAGCUUUUUGAGUUUUUUACCUAGUACGUGUCCUCUCAUUCUUAACCAGCCAUGCUAUCUUUUCAAUCAAAGCACCAUCUAACCAAUCCACUUAGAUCGUUAUGGUCACAGCCCCUGCCUCUCCGCAGCAGUCGACUGCGUCGUUGCGCGAGCCCGCCAAAUAAUUUCUUGUCCCCACAAUACGAAGUUCUGGGAACCACUCGUACUAUCACACUACAUAACCGCGCUUGAAACACUGCAACGUGCACUUGACUCACCCACAACUCGGUAUAAACCUGAAGUUCUUUGUGCUACAGAGAUACUCGCUUUAUACGAAUUACUCCAGCCAUCUGGAGAGGCGGCAUGGAUUCGUCACUCGGCUGGUGCUGCUCGUCUGAUUUUGCUACGGAGACCUGAAUCCUACACGACAGAUUUUGAACGCGCGUUGUUCAUGGGCCAUACGGGUCCGAUUAUGACUGAGGCUUUGUUGAAUGGAGAGCGGUGUUUUUUGGAGCAAAGUGCGUGGCAGAAUUUAUUGAUGUCUGUUAUAUGUAAUGAGGAAUACUACACAGUGAGUGAUCGCAGCGAGAUUGUAGUGCUUUUGAUUAUGGCGAAGAGUAACAUCCCGGGAACGUUUUGGGAUAUGACGCAGCUUCUAUGCAGAGAAGAAGAACCCAGUCUCGAAUAUGUAGUACAGAUACAAAAAUGGUGUAGAGAAUUGCGUCAGCGGUUUAUGAAUUGGAAAUGCAAGUAUGAGGCAUUGAUUGGAGAAGCUGGCGAUGUGGGAGAGGGAACGAUGGAAUUUGAUCGUCGGGCAAAAGCGUAUGCGACUUUUUUGAGCUGCGUCAUGUUUUCGAAUCGGCUGCUGGGAUGUGUGAGUCCCAAGGAAAGAAUAAAGUUGGAGCGGGAAACGCAAAAGAUGGCGAAAGAGAUGUUAGUGUUGGAUGAAAGGGUUAGGGGGGCGAGUAAGGCUGCGGAUUUGUUUAUGCAGCAAACGGCCGGGGUGGCGAUGGCCACUCAGGCGUCUAGACGGAAUUUUGAAGAGGGAGUCGGAAGAACAGACCCUGGAGGGUUGAGACAUGGUUUUGUGGAGAAAGAGGUGUUCGAGAAAUGGUGUGUUAGUUUUGGGAGGAAGAUCGUGGUUGUUUAGGCGACUGGAGGAGAUUUAAUGCACGAGAAGUAUUACUAUAAGAGGUAGUUGUACUACAAUCGGAAAUGAAAUGCCUUGAACUGGGAUUCAUAAUUGAAUGUUAGACUUCAAAGUUAGGUGGAUUCUUCUAUACGCUCAUUGUGU